CGGCAGCAGGCGCGGCCGGGGGCGGAAGUCCUUUGUUGCUGCUGCAGAGGCGGCGGCGGCCGCGCCGGCAAAACAGCCAGGCCCUUCUCUGCUGCAGCGGCCCUCCAAGACCUCCCCAGCCGUUUGGCCGCAGACGCCUCGGAUAAAAUAUCACAGCUCUUCCCCAUCCAUGAUUGAAAGGAUGUUGACAGACUGGAAGAAGUGCAGAAGAGGCCUCCAAAGAUGAUAGCAAAGUUUAGAGAGCAGAUCAGAUGAGACAGAGCUGCAGGAACAGGGUUGUGAUUCAAGCACAAGAUGGCAAAGACUAGCCACAGCAAUUAUGUUCUUCAACAACUGAACAACCAAAGAGAAUGGGGAUUUCUCUGUGAUUGCUGCAUUGCAAUUGAUGAUAUCUACUUCCAGGCACAUAAAGCUGUCUUGGCUGCUUGCAGUUCUUAUUUUAGGAUGUUUUUCAUGAGCCAGCAGCAAAGCACAGCACAGUUGAACCUCAGCAACAUGAAGAUUACAGCUGAGUGCUUUGAUCUCAUUUUACAGUUUAUGUAUUUAGGGAAAAUUAUGACAGCCCCAGCUAACUUUGAGCAAUUUAAAGCAGCCAUGAACUCCCUACAGCUCUACAACAUGCCAGAAUGUCUGGAAGAUAUACAAGAUACAAACUCUUCUGGUUUACAGUGCUCUUCUUCUGCUUCCAGCACUCAAAAUAACAAAAUGAUUUUUGGUGUUCGAAUGUAUGAAGAUACACUGGCUAAAAACAAGAGUGAUGCAAACAAGUGGAGUGCAGAGCCACCAAGUUCUACUGUGAGUACUUCCCAAAGCAGAGAGGUUGAUGAUGAAGCUUUGCAAGUAAACAAUUUCUCUGAUCAACCUUUGGAGAGUUGCAAAAGGGCCAGUGCGUCAAAACUCUCAGGUGCCAAAGAUAGAGUGCCCAAUUCACGGCGCUUUGGAAGAAGCUUUACCUGUGAUGGCUGUGGCUUCAGUUUCAGCUGUGAGAGGCUGUUAGAUGAGCAUAUCAUGUCAUGCACUAAUAGGCAUUCUUAUCAAAACCCCAGGUAUUUGGGGUCUGAGAAUGACAGCAGUGAAAGGGACUCUACUUCUAAAAUGUCAGUUUCCCAAUUGGAGAAAUAUCAAGCAAGUGCAAACCAAUCUGCUGAGAGUUCUUCCCCCACAGCAUCAAAUACAACACGUGGAAAAAGCAGGGGUGCCUCAACAGAGCCAUUAAAUGAAGAGCGAAGCAGAGCCACAGAAAGGAAAAGGAUUAUCGUCAAAAUGGAACCAGAUGAUAACCCUACAGAUGACCUGAAGGAGUUUAAUAUUGUUAAGGUAACAAAUGGCAAUGAUUCCACUGAUAAUGAAGAGCUAGAUGAUGAUGAACAUGUUUAUAGAUACUACAUUGAGGAAGAUGUCAGUGAAAAUAGAAGUGUUAGAAAGGCCCUUUUAAAACCCCACAUGCUUAUCGAUGAGCAAGCUAGGAAAUAUAUUAAAAGUACCAGAGUCCUUGCAAAUAAAGUCAGUGCAAAUAAAGCCAAGGAGGUGACGGAAAAUGCAUCUUGUGAACUGUGUGGUCUGACAAUCACAGAAGAAGAUUUGUCUUCUCAUUACUUAUCCAAACACAUAGAAAAUAUAUGUGCCUGUGGGAAAUGUGGCCAAAUAUUAGUAAAAGGACGGCAGUUACAGGAUCAUGCACAGACUUGUGGAGAGCCACAAGACUUAACCACCAAUGGUUUGAGGAACAUGGAGGAGAAAGUUGAUUUGGAAGAGAGUCCUGAAGAACAGUCUGAAAACCAAGAAAUGAUGUACGUAGACAUGUUAGAUGAGUUUGGAGACAGCCAUUUUCAGAUGAACACACUCCCAAAAAAACAACUGUAUAGGGAUUCAGCAUGCCCUUUCAGAUGUCCUAACUGUGGGUUACGUUUUGAAACAGAGAAUUUGGUAGUUGAACAUAUGUCCAGUUGUUUGGAACAAGAUCUGUUUAAGAACGCAAUUAUGGAAGAGAAUGAAAGGGAUCACCGACGCAAGCAUUUCUGUAAUCUUUGUGGGAAAGGAUUUUAUCAGCGUUGUCAUUUGCGAGAACAUUAUACUGUGCACACCAAGGAAAAACAAUUUGUUUGUCAGACAUGUGGGAAGCAGUUUUUACGAGAGCGUCAGCUGCGCCUUCACAAUGACAUGCACAAAGGCAUGGCCAGGUAUAUCUGCUCCAUUUGUGACCAAGGGAACUUCCGAAAACAUGAUCAUGUCCGGCAUAUGAUCUCCCAUCUGUCACCUGGAGAGACAAUUUGUCAAGUCUGUUUCCAGAUCUUUCCAGAUAAUGAACAACUUGAACAACACAUGGAUGUUCAUCUGUACACAUGUGGGGUUUGUGGAGCCAAAUUUAAUCUGAGAAAAGAUAUGCGAUCUCAUUAUAAUGCUAAGCAUUUGAAACGAACAUGACCACGUAAUGCUUGUUUGACAAAACCUAGAACAAAAGCAAAUGGAACACCAAAGCCAAACUAACAGUAGUGCAUUAAAAAAUUGAUCAGCCAUUUUUAAAAUGUCUGUUUUUAUCUUCAUUAUAGGGUCUUAAACUACAGUACAUAGCAUAAACACCUAAUGUUUCAUUAUUGCAUUUUUAUUUUUGUCUCAUGUUAACUUUUUGCUGCUUUUUUUUCCUGCCAGAGUAUUCAAGCUAUUAUUUUUAAACCCUCAAGUUUUAAAAGCACGCUGUAGUAUUGCCCUACGGGCUUCUAUUAAACAGCUUCUCAAUCCCAUCAACAUAGGAUGCCUGCUUUUAUAUGCUAUGUGUGUUUUAUUUUUUUCCUUUUUUUCUUGUGAACAAUUUAAAUUAUAUAAAUUUUAAAUAUGCAAGGAUAGUCUUAAUGCCAAGAAAUAAUUACUGGAUACUAUCUACAACAGAAUCCACUAUAUUUAGGUAUAUAGAAAUUCAUGGACAUACUGAGUUGCACGAGAUUUUUUGCUUCUGUUAAAAGAAUAUAAGGUUACCUUUGAUAUCCUGUUAUUUGCAUUUCAUGUACCCGGCAUAAUGCGUGCAUUUUGUUACUUCUGCAACAGUAUCUUGAGUUGAAAUGAGGAGGACUGCACAUGAGUUCCAUACUUCAGAAUCAUUUACAUAUUUGUAUUUCCUGUAUAAUUUUACACUGUUGUAAUCUGAAAGUUGUGCUGCAGAUGAAAAUAUGGGAAGUUCCCAUAAAUGUGCUCAUAAAAUACUUCAUAAGAUAUCUGGAAUAGAAGUUAAACCAAAAGCAAGCACCCUUUUCCCUUCCAGAUAUUUUAGUGUGGGCCACAAGUGAAUUUGAAAUCAAAAGUAGAUAUACAUCAAUUCAGUUUAAUGGGAAAAUGUGCAACUUGGAAUCAUGUUUAUCCUCAUGUAAAUACAUUUUUUUAAAAAAAAUGUCAUGUUUUCUUUUUGUC
This is a messenger RNA of Thamnophis sirtalis, 3402 nucleotides long. It is a transcript of the gene ZBTB1, whose product is annotated as zinc finger and BTB domain containing 1. Gene Ontology annotation, biological process: regulation of transcription by RNA polymerase II. Gene Ontology annotation, molecular function: DNA-binding transcription factor activity, RNA polymerase II-specific; protein binding. NCBI's taxonomy places the organism in Eukaryota, Metazoa, Chordata, Lepidosauria, Squamata, Natricidae. Gene Ontology annotation, cellular component: nucleus. The record is from RefSeq and is a predicted model, not a curated record.